This is a messenger RNA of Camponotus floridanus (Florida carpenter ant), 3621 nucleotides long. RefSeq names its product protein dimmed. The transcript is spliced from 5 exons. NCBI's taxonomy places the organism in Eukaryota, Metazoa, Arthropoda, Insecta, Hymenoptera, Formicidae. Gene Ontology annotation, molecular function: protein dimerization activity. The coding region runs from base 591 to 1205 and encodes 204 amino acids. The record is from RefSeq and is a predicted model, not a curated record.
AGUGAUCGUUUACAGUUAUAGUCAGUCCGCAUCGGGCGCUCGGCCGGCCCUGACCAUAUCGGUAUACGUAUGCACGCUGAUAAGGUGUAUCGCUUCUUUCGUUUCCUCUGGCUUUUUCGGAUACGCGUGCGCGCCACCGAGGAAUUUCUCUUUCCCUCUCUCUUCUUUUCGGAGACGGACGGGUCUCUCUCUCAAGACGAGUCGAAAAUCGAGCAGCAAAUAACAGUGUGGUUUGAGCCUCCCGUCUGAUUCCUCCUCUCAGAUCUUUUCGAAUCUUUUUAUCGCGUCGCUCGUCAUCGUCGAUCCAACGAGACGGCGAGAUCGUUUUCGACUUUGAACUCGAUAACAGCGACUGUAGUGAUUGAUAGGGCGUUAUUGGGUCCAAGGUAUCGGGCUUCGGGCAGUGAUUUAGUGGGCAAAAUAUCAAUGAGUGUCGUGUGAAAGGAAAAGUGCGAGACGUGACUUUUGGGUUCGGCGGCUGCGAAAAACCCGCUGACGCUGCGUGCACUCGUCGCGCUUUACGCACGAGGCACACUGAUGGAGAAUAAUCGGCCGACGAGAAGAUCCGAGCUGUGAUUUUGAUCAGGAUAAUGCGAAGCCUGGAUAGGCUAUCGGGUAGUGACCAAGACUGCGGUGAUCGGGAAAUGUACAUCGACCUGGACGACGCCUCCGUCGACUCGCUUACCGGAAAACGUAGUCGCCAUCAUGUCGUUGGCGCGGAGGUGGGCGAGGAGAGCGACAGCAGCGGAAGCGAGAGGAGUCCGAAGCAGGCGAAGAGGAGAAACCGCGGUGGCGCACCACCGACCACGAGGAGACGGAAAAGCGGAAUUUCCGCGCGUGAGAGGAACCUGAGGAGGCUGGAAAGUAAUGAGAGGGAGAGGAUGAGAAUGCACUCGCUCAACGAUGCUUUUGAGCAAUUACGCGAGGUAAUACCACACGUAAAAAUGGAGAGGAAGCUCAGCAAGAUCGAAACGCUCACGCUGGCUAAAAAUUAUAUAAUGGCACUGACGAAUGUCAUAUGUGAGAUGCGCGGCGAGGAGCAACCGUACACGUUUGUCGAUGGUGAAUGCGGUUCUAGCAGCGGUGACAGUACCGGUCAAUUAGAAUUAAGCGGGGGCGAGCAACCUGACGAAUCAUCGCCCGCAUCGAUCCACGAGGCCAACAACAAUAGCCUUCUUCACGAGGAUCUAGAACGCAGGAUCUAAGGAAAUUCAAUUUAAGCGAUACUUAUCGAGACAUGUGUUGCACAUGCACAUAUACACAUAGACUCUGUGAUAAACUAUCAUGUUAGUGCCUUUCGUAAGGACAGCAAUCCGCGAUGAUUCACUUUGUCGCCAUGGAUCUUCGUAGAUCGUUGUAUGUUUUUGAAAAAUUCCGAAAAAUAUAAAGAUGAUCAAAAAUGAUUUCAUAAAUACACGCAAUGAAAGGAAAGAUCAGAUAGAAGAGAAAAAAGAAGAGACAAAUAUAAUAGAAUAUAUAUGGAAAAGAGAGAGAAAAAGAGAAUACGUGUUUAGAAUAUAUGUAUAUUUCAGAAUUAGCGCAUAAUAUUAUAUAUAUAAAGAUAAGUCAAUAAACAAAAGGUUUCAAUUAGAUAUAUGCAAACUUGCCCGGAAUUUUUUUCACGCGUGUUAAGACUAUUUAAUAUAUUUUUAAUGAUAUGAAUACGAUGAAUGAACAUCGUUUGCGACUAAUUACCGAUUCCGAUAUAGAUAAGUUUAUUGACAAGAUCAGCUUUGAAAAUGUUAUAUUCAUCUUCGUUAAACUAUCCGAUUUUUCGGAAUCAAGAAUAAUGAAGUUAUAUAACGACAUCAAAUACAAAUCUUCUCUAAGUUUUAAACUCAUAAUGGCACAAAAUAAAACACUUUAAGAGGCGGACAAAAUGCUCAAGAAAUAUCCGAGUAAUCAAUAAGCCAAAGUACUUCAAGUUUUCGACCAUUUGCAAUUAAAGUAAGAAGAAUGAGCCAAGUAUUAUGGAUAAAAUAUGAAUGCCAAGUAUUAUGGAUAAAAUACAUUUGAAAUACUAUGCGAAGAUUCUGCAGACAAUAACUGUCUGUUACAGAAGGAUAGAUCAACCUGACAAAAUUAACCAGAAUUUAUGAAACUGCUGCAGAAACAAAUCCAAAUAACAAAAAACUUUAACUAACUAAAUUCUAAACGCAUUUUUUUAUAUCGUCUUGAUGAUUAUAAAAAGCAAUAACAAAUUGUUCUUAUAUUAUACAAAAUGAAACUCAUAUACAACUACUAACAACCUCUAAUGAUUGUUUCAUAGAGAUGUCUAUUGUAUCGAGAUGAGAUUGUAUAAGCAUAUUAUUCAAAAUAGAAAACAAAGAGGUAGUCAUUGUCACAUGAAUCAAAUAUGUCGACAUGAAUCAAAUAGCAUUUUAUCUAUAGUUAUUAUAGUGAAGUGAAACAAAUUACCUAAACAUUCUCUCAAAAAUUUUAUAAAUUCUUGAAUUUUUAUAAAAUUCUCGUAUUUAUAUAUAAACGUUAAAUGAUCUGCAAUCCUUAUAUAAAGAUUUGCAAUCCUUAUAAUUGGCUAUAAAUUUCGCUAUAAUCAAGAGUUGUUGAGGCCGAAAAUAAAUUAUGCAGAGGCACGACAAAAAACCUGAUGAUUCAGUGAAUCUAAUUGAAAAUGCCUUACAAGUAAUACGUAAAUGUGUGAUCAACAGCGACUACUAGAUUAGUCUCCAAGUGAAUACGUACGAACAAAAUUUGGAUGUGAAAAUUUAGAACUCGACAGGAGAGACUACGUUAUAAUAACGAUAUUAGCUUAUAACAACAUUGCUGCAAAGAUUAUUAUUGUCAACUCAAAUGUGUAGCUAAUACACUACGUAGCUAAUACACUACGUGUAUAUAGAGCCAGAUAGAAAACAGCUGGCAAUUUAUCUCGCACUGGACAUAAUUCAUUUUUCAUAUAAAUCGUACAAUCGCUUUAUUAAUUAUUAUAUUGUUCAUUUAUGUUUCGCUAAAAAUCACAUAUACGCUACAAUUAUUUAAUGUGUUUUUGCAUCUGUUAGGAAGUAGUUGGAAACUUGUAAGUAAAUUCUAAUAUAACGCUUUUCAAAUAGUGUCGUUUUUUCAAUUUUUAAAAAUAUUUCAAGCUUUAUCUUGGAUAAGCAAAUUUCAAUAUAAAUAUAAAUCACCAAUUACACUUCUUCUCUAAAUUGGCUGAAAUAUUGACAAAUAAAAUCUAUAGAUUACAAACUGCACUGCUAGUCUUAAAGAUAUAAAAGAAUGCAUUUUAAUAAAACGACUCAAGUAUGGUGCACGAAUUCUCUUUUCAGAUGUAUUACUAAUAUUGUUAAGAAAAUUCAAGCAUUCAGUCGGUUAUUGAAGCUUUAAAGUCGAAAAAUAAUUUUGAUAAAGUGCUCAAUUGUUAAUAUUUUAAGUUCGCGAUAACAGCCCUGGAAAAGUAUCUUGUUUUAAUAAAAUUGCUCUUGGUUACGGUACAUAUAAAGUUAAAGGACUAGAUAAUACAUUAAAUAUAUCUUUAUAUGCAUCUUGCAAUUCCAAAAUCGUUAAAUAUAUAAAAAAUUCCUAAUUUAAAAAACUUUAUUUAAGAAUGACACAUUCCGACUUUUGAUUUAUCGAGGAAGAUUUAUCUUUAAAAAAUGCGCUAGA